Messenger RNA from Symbiodinium natans, 2229 nucleotides. The record is from the annotation of a GenBank genome assembly. Lineage: Eukaryota; Dinophyceae; Suessiales; Symbiodiniaceae.
AUGCAGACGACCAAUCACCUCUUCUCCGUCAACGCAAAGAGAGAGCUGGAAGCGAUGCUGGAAGUAUCCGAGGCGGAAGGCCGCCUUUCACUCACGAAAGUAUUGCCAGGGCCAUGGGAUGCGGCACAUACGACGGCAGACAGGGCGCGGCUGGUGCAAGAGGUGCAAUGGGCCUAUGCACGCGGCAGCAACAUGCAGCAAGUUGCGGCCUGGCAGCACAAGUAUGGCAAACGCGGCCUCAGCAGCAACUUGGCUGUGCCACAGGUGGUGAAUAUGGGCUCCGGGAGCAAAACCGUAACUCGCGUCGACAUGCGCGUUAUCGUAGCUGAUCCAGAGGACGCUGCGAGACUCUCCAGAAUACAUGUGCAGAAGGACGGAGGGUUUGAGUCCGCCUUGAUGACGAGCGUCAUAUCCACGACAGACAACCAGGAAUGGAAAGAUCAGAGACAGCACCUUCUGGAGGCGUUCUUGCCUUUGUCGUCGUUGGCGCAGAUCAUGCCCGUAUCAUUUGCGCGAGCCAGAAGCUGCACAGCGAGACUGAUGGACGCAGCCUUGAAUGGCACUCCUGUGGAUAUGAGCGACUUCCUCCUGCACGAAGCUCAAGCUCAGUUGCAGCUGGCUUUGUUAGGUGUGCCGGAGGAUCUCAUGAGCAGUGUCAACGCCGAGAUGCGUUCUGCGUUUAGUGGGAAUCAAGACGGCAACAAGAGCAAUGCCCUGGCCGAUGCCAUGUCAAAGAUUGUCGCAAGCUUGGAAAAGCAGGAUCUGACACUUCCAAGCUCGGGCUGUCCAGUCAAGGGGCCAUUGUCACAAGUCUUGCGCACAGCCAACCUCACACCAGCAGGCUUCUACGGGAAUCUCCUGCUCAUCUUGUUCGCGGGGCAUGACACAACAGGGCACACCAUGACUUGGUUGCUCUUUGAACUUGCACGCAAUCCAGGCAUCCAGAGUGCUGUGCAAGAUGAAGUCGACCGCUUUUUGGAAGCCCUGCACGGGAAAGAUCCCAGCUACCAAGACCUCAGUCGGCUUGAGUUGAUGGACAGGUGCAUCACGGAAACGCUACGACUCUGGCCUGCUGUUGCCAACGGAACGUUUCGGCGGCUACAAAUGGGAGAUUCAGUCAAAGGGGCGGAUGGGAAGGAUGUCUUUCUGCCAAAGGGCACGGCGAUCAACAUCGUGAAUUGGUCCAGACAUAGGAAUCCAGAUGUUUGGGGCCCAGACGCGAAUCGCUUCAAUCCUUAUCGCGACUUCUCUGCCUGCGAGCUGGCGCAUGUUGGCUGCCCCAUGGCCGCUACUAACCCUCAGUCGGAGCGGUUCUCACCCUUUGCACACGCACCUCGCAGCUGCCUGGGGCGAAACUUUGCGCAGAUGGAGAUGAGGGUUAUCAUGUUGAACCUGCUCCGCAACUUCACUUUCACGCUUGCCCCUCCCUACGACGAGGUGUAUUCCAAGAUCAGCACAACGGAAGCUACCGAGUUUUACGGCGUGAACCGCUUUACCAUGGGCCCAGUUGACCUGGAGCGUGAAGUUGUGCGCUUGCACUGCGACCGUGGGGAUCACGAAAAGGGCCGUGCCAACACGCGCUUGAAGGCGAUUCCCCCAAAGGGCUCGCUCCACCCCUUCGUGUGCCGGAUGCUGAGCCAGGACCACAUCAACGAGGAGGAUGAUUCCUUGCAUGUUGGCGUGGAGAUCCUGGAAACAAUCAGGCAAGUGAGCCAGGCCGCCAGUGAGCCGGAAGCUUCCGAGGCUACCCAAGGUGCAGAAGAAAGUCCCAGGGACAUGCCGUACAGCAACGGCGUCCUGUCCUUCCAGCGCCAUGUCAACCAUCGAGUCUUGUCUCAAGUGAGGAAAGAGGUUGACAAGAUGCACUGCAAGAUGGUCAAGCGUGUCGAGUGGCUGCUGUCCGAAGUCGACCAGCUGCCGCGGCUCUUCCCCCAUGACCAACCAAUCUGCAGCCCGGUUUUCUCAGCCGGGGGCGUUGACGGCAUGCAGUUCAUUUUCUACCCCAUGGGGUACCGAGACUCCACGGAGGGCUUCUGCUCCCUCUUCCUCUACUGCCCUGCGGGCGUGAACAUCAAGUGCAACCUCAACGCCGGCAACCAGAAGCGAGAUGCCAGCAACCACUUCAGGGAAGCCGGCGCCUUCGGCCGCUGCAACUUCUGUCGCGCCUCGACAGCGCGGUGGACUCGGACACCAACACGGCCCUACUGUGGCUUGAGAUUGAGGAGCUGA